AAAAGUUUCUGUAAGUCUCCUCUCAAAAGUCUUUUGGGAAGCACUGUAAAUAUCAAAACGUACAUAAUAUUAAAACAAACAAACAAACAACAACAACAACAAAAAAACAAUAGGCUAUUAAUGGUAAAUCAAAUUAAAUUAGCUGAUACUUCCUUCUUUAUACACCUGUACAACGUCACAUCCGUACGUAUGCGCAUGAGCAUCCGACCUCAUUCAUGCCAACGCCAUUUUGAUGAGCUAGAUCUUAGUUAGUUGGCAUAAAAAAUAGUUUUCAUUUUUGAAAUUGUUGAAGUGCCAUAAAUACCUUUGAGUGCUUCACCUAAAACAAAACAAAACAAAAAACCAAAUACCAUGGGACAAAGGUAAGUUUUGUGAAUUUUGACAAAACAAUUAGAUCGUCAACGCCAUGCGCUAUCGUUAGAGUAGCAUGGAAGCUAAGAGCUACAGUGUUUGUCAUAAUUUAUUGCCUGUUAGUUAGCAUGAAUUACAUAUACAUAUAUCAAUAUCCAUUGUCAUAAAUUGGUUCACUGGUUUUUAGAAAACUAACUGGUUAGCAGGCUUAAAUCUAGUUUGGUUGCUCCGUCGAGCUUCUCAGUAGCUGGUUAAGCAAGUCAAAGACGAACAGUGUAAGGUGUGUGGAUCAAAUUAAUUGUUACUUUUUGCUGGUUUUUCUAGUGUAUACUGUUAUUAAUGAUACUAAUUAAUCAAAUAAUAAUUCACUUUUGAUGAUUUCUAGACAUUUUAAGUAAAAAGCUCAUUUUGGGGGUCAUGUUGAUCCACUCAAACAUUGAUCUUCUUAAAUGACAUGCAGGAAGAACAUGAGUCAUAGUUUUGCGUAGGUGUGUUGGUAAGAUGGAGGCUAAAAGUAGGUUAGCAAACUGCUAUCUUAUUAUCUUCUCUUUCUACAGGUGUUAUGUCAUCUUAACUGUGCUUCUGCUGUAUAUCACAGGUUCUUUCUCUGCUCCUGUGGGGGUCACAGUUAGGGGUUUUGUUGGAGACCCGGCCAUCUUGUCCUGUUAUAUCCCUGAAAGUGAGAUUCGAGACAAACUAGAAGAAUUCAAAAUACACUGGAGAGACGAUAAAGGCAAGAAGGUGUGUGACUUCACUGGUGGAAACACAACAUGUCAAAAUCAAGAUCCAAAGUACAAGGACAGAGUCGAAACAUUACCAGAGGAGUCUAAGAAGGGCACCUUCUCCAUCAAACUCAACGGUCUUCAAAACUCUGAUGCAAAGAAAUACCACUGUUACACCACAGAGCCAAAUCAGUAUGAAACCAUCAUAGAACUUCAUGUCGAAAAAUCAAGAGCGAACCACGGAGAACCAUCGUGGAUAGUGUUGUUAAUCAGUUUGAUCACCAUUCUGCUGCUACAUCUGAACAAUAAGUAGUUUAGUACAGUUUAGGAAGUACAGUUUAGUAAGUGCUGUGGAGUAGAGCUCAGAUCAGAUCCAAGAUAUUCAUUUUUUUUUCAGUUGUAAAGAAAUUAUUU
This is a messenger RNA of Labeo rohita (rohu), 1487 nucleotides long. Its product is annotated as CD276 antigen homolog. Bases 853 to 1386 code for a protein of 177 amino acids. The transcript has 3 exons. Gene Ontology annotation, cellular component: external side of plasma membrane. NCBI's taxonomy places the organism in Eukaryota, Metazoa, Chordata, Actinopteri, Cypriniformes, Cyprinidae. Gene Ontology annotation, biological process: cell surface receptor signaling pathway; negative regulation of T cell proliferation; T cell costimulation. The record is from RefSeq and is a predicted model, not a curated record.